GGUGGCAUUCAGGUUUCAACACGACUGAAAGAUCGAAGGCAAUCUGUUGGGAGUUGGGAGUGGGGAGUUGGGAGUUGGGAGCGGUGAAAACAGGACAGAAAUCAAAAUUUAAGAAGAGAAGGUUUGGGAGUUUGGGAUAAUGGGGACAAGAGAGGUAUACGAGGAAAAACUAAGGAAUGGGAAUCUCUAUCAUGAUCCAACCAUCAAACCUGGCUUAGGUUCCGCUCGUUGCCCUCGUUGUCUCUCUCUCUUAAACCCUGAUUCCGACAAAGCUGAAUGGACAAUUACUUCAGUUUUACGUGAUGCCACUGCAGUGGCUGGCUCUGGUAUUGGGGGAAUGCUUAGUGCGGUACAUGGUUUCAACACAGGGAUCCCAUUCCUUCAGAAUCACAUUAAGGGACCAAAGUGGCUCCCAUUUGUAACUGGGAUUCCUCUGCUGCUGAUGUUUUCAGGCGCCAGUGCAGCAUUUGGAGGUUAUGCACUUCCAAAGUUUGCACAACUCACUGUGACUUCCUAUUAUGCUGCCUCAAGUGCCUCACAUUAUGGAAUUUCACUCCUCACGCGACACAUUGAGGAGACCUACACUACUCGGAGUCAACAAGAAAGGCUAAGAUGACUCCUUGCUGGUGCAUUUUCUAGAGAUUCUAUUUUCAUCAGUUAUGUAAGCAAUACAAUACCUAUGCGCAUGGAACUUUUGGUUUUUUUUGUAAUUUUUUAUUUUCUUUUUCCCUUCAAGUGACGAAUGUGUAUACUUCUGAAGUUAAUAAAUAAUAGUAGUAGU
Durio zibethinus is the source of this 781-nucleotide messenger RNA. RefSeq lists its product as uncharacterized. The record is from RefSeq and is a predicted model, not a curated record. Lineage: Eukaryota; Viridiplantae; Streptophyta; Magnoliopsida; Malvales; Malvaceae.